Messenger RNA from Drosophila takahashii, 4612 nucleotides. It is a transcript of the gene nwk, whose product is annotated as nervous wreck. Gene Ontology annotation, cellular component: neuromuscular junction; recycling endosome. Gene Ontology annotation, biological process: neuromuscular synaptic transmission; regulation of actin filament polymerization. Lineage: Eukaryota; Metazoa; Arthropoda; Insecta; Diptera; Drosophilidae. The record is from RefSeq and is a predicted model, not a curated record. Gene Ontology annotation, molecular function: protein binding.
GCAGCAGCGCAGCAGCAGUUAACGGUGCAUGUGAAAAAAGUCCCCUCACAAACGUCGUGAAAAUCGAAAUCGAUAAUUGCUAGAGGUAAUGUAACGCCAUUUUUUCGGAGCUCGAACAGAAAAACCAAAUCGUAGAGUGACCCGAUUGCAGUAGACAAAGCCCCAAGAUGCAGCCGCCGCCGCGUAAGGGAAACUAUGUGAAAUUCCUCAAGAAUUUGCACACGGAGCAGGUGGCCAAGCUGCAGCUGAAGAACCAGCAUGAGUGCGACCUGUUGGAGGACAUACGCCAGUUUACCAUCAAGCGCUCGGCUGUCGAGAAGUCGUACAGUGAGUCGCUGCUCAAGAUCUCAUCGCAGUAUCUCAACAAGAAGAUACCCAAUAUACCAGAUAUUAAGAUGGAUGGCAUGGAGGAGCGCUGGAACAUGUGGAGUGUUUGGCGCACGGUUCUCGAGGAGAACGAAAAGUUAGCCCGUGCCCGUUUGGCCGCCAUAGAGGUGUUCCAACAACAGAUUGCAGACGAAGCCAAAGUUCUGCGGGACUAUAAGUUGGCCAUAGCAAAGCGCUCGCUAUCCGGAAUUGUCAACGUUCAGAAGGAACUUCAUUUGAGUGUGGGCGAUGUGGACAAGACCAAGAAAUCAUACUUUGACGAGGAGCACUGUGCCCAUGAUGUUCGGGAUAAGGCCCGCGAUAUCGAGGAGAAGCUUAAGAAGAAGAAGGGCUCCUUCUUUCAAUCGAUCACUUCGCUGCAGAAGAACAGCGCCCGAGUGACGUCCCGCAAGGAGUUGCUCGAGGAGAAGUCAUCCGGCGCUCGGAAUGACUACGUACUCAGCUUGGCAGCGGCCAACGCCCAUCAGAAUCGGUACUUCACAGUCGAUCUGCAGACCACGAUGACCACCAUGGAGAACUAUGUGUUUGAGCGGGUCGCCGAGUACCUGAUGCUAAUGGGCCGCACCGAGCUGCUGACUUGCUCGGCCACUCAGAAUAGCUUCGGGAAGAUCCGUGACCAGGCGCAGCAGUUGACCCGGGAGUACAACCUGCAGUGCUGCUACCUGUUCUAUCCGGUGCUCAAGCAGCACAUCCAGUACGACUUCGAGGCGUGCGACAAUGAUCCGGUGCGCAAGGUGACCGCGGAGCACGAAUCCGCGGCCGAGACGCUGACCAAGGAGGCCAAAAAUCUGGCUGGUCGGGUGGUCAAGGAGAACGCUUCGAUCCGGGAGAAUGCCAAGAAGUUGGCCCUGUGCCAGUCUCUUAGGGAUUCCGGGCAGCGCUCCGAUCCCAACGAUCCAAAUGGACCGGAUCUCGAUACAAAGAUCGAGGAGUUCCGCGAUCAGAUCCGUCGCUCGGAGACGGAGAAGACCAAGGCGGAGGCUUGUUUGCAGUGUCUGCGGGACGGUGGCAUCAACGUGGACGAGUGGGUGCAGGAGGCCGAGAUUAUGGGAGUGCAGGAGCUGACGCGCUCGGCCAGCUCCAUUUCGAUGCGCACGGAUGCCUCCGGCCAGGGCGAGAACCCCAGCUCGGAUUCCUUCUACGACAGCGACAAGGAGGAGACCCAGGCCCAGGCCGCGGCCCAGACGAAGCCCAAGACGGAGCAGCAACUGUCCAGGGAUCGCACCUUCAGCGACAGCGACGAUGAGCCCGAGGUGCGUCCCUCGGCGGCGGCAGCUUCCUCUUCAGCAGCGGCUGCAUCCUCGUCCAUGAUGGCCAGCGGUGGCGCCGGUGCCUGGGAUGACCCCACUGAGGUCAACUGGGGAGCCGCCGACGAGGAGGAGGACAAGGACGAACCGAUCGUUCCGGAGCCCAAGGAGGCUAUCUUUAAGUGCACUGCGCUCUACAGUUAUACGGCCCAGAAUCCCGAUGAGCUCAGUAUCGUCGAGAACGAACAACUCGAGGUGGUUGGCGAGGGCGACGGCGAUGGGUGGCUGAGGGCCCGCAACUAUCGCGGCGAGGAGGGCUACGUGCCACACAACUAUCUGGACAUCGACCAGGAGACAGCGGGCGGCGCCUUUAAUGGUACAUCCGGCAAUCAAUUGCGCUCUCAAAUCUCAUUCUCAUCUGUCGAUUAUACCGUUGACAAUGAAGAUCAGACGGUGGACUCGAUGCAAUCGCCCGACCAGGUGUCGGUCAUCAUGGCGCCCCAGAAGCGGGUCAAAUCGGACGUGGAGUGGUGCAUCGCGCUGUACGACUACGACGCCACCGCCGAGGAUGAGCUGACCUUCGAGGAGGGCGACAAGAUCAAGAUUAUCACCAAAACGGCCCACGGGGUGGACGACGGUUGGUGGGAGGGCGAGCUGGAUGGCAAGUUCGGCAACUUCCCCUCGCUGGUCGUCGAGGAGUGCGACGAGUUGGGCGAACCGCUCAGCGAGGGCGGCGACGAAUCACCCCCGCCCACCGCAGCGCCCAGCUUUGCCCUGCCCCCCGCACCGGCCCUACCCCCAGAGUACGCCCACGAGCUGGAACUGGAGCUCACCGAGGACAUGUUCGGCUCCCAGGACACGGCAGACGAGGAUAGCGGCUACAUACCCAACGGCGCUGCUGCCCCGAGUAUGCCUCCGCCAGUACUCAUCCAAGAGCCUGGCAUGGAGGACGAUCUCAGUGACGAUGGGCAGCCGCCGCCGUCGUUGCCGCCGCCCCAGCUAACGAAACCGGGCGGAUCCGCUCCUGGAUCGGGAAAUAAGGCCGAAAAGGGGGCGGCGGCUGGCGGCGCCAACACGCUGAACUUAGUAGGCGAGGGCGAUGCGAAGGAGCCGAAGGAGCAGGCGUCCAAGGAGCAGCAGCCGGCGAAGCCGGUGGCCAAGAAGCCAGAUAUUGCGCCCAAGCCGCUGGCCAAGGUGGCGCCUCAGGCCGCAGCGGCGGCGGCCAAAGAAGAGGACCAGCAGUCCUUCUCGGAGAAGGACUCGGACUCGGCCUCGGUGGCCGAUGUGCCGGCCCUGCAGGAUGCGGAGGAUCCGUUCAACGAGAAGGCCAAGGGCGAGUCGGGAUUCGAGGCGAACUUUGAGGCGAACUUCGAUGCCAACUUCGAUGACGCCUUCGCCGGAAGCGGAGGAUCCGGCGGCGGCGGCGGAGGUGGGGGCGGAGGCGGUGGGGGUCAGGCCAACGAGUUGGACAUCAAUGGAGAGGCAGCAGGAGAAUCGGCUGGAUCGGCGGCCGGCGAGGAGGAUAUUGAGGCACCCAAACAGGUGGUCGGUGGGCGAGCUAGCAUACCCGAGGAAUUGGACUCAAAUCAAUUGGCACGUUUGCAAAAUCUGAAGGAGUCGAACGCUUAGAUUCGCCGCUCCGGUCUCUUCCUCUUGGUCGGCACUUCAAUGUUGUUUCUUUUGUUCUUUUAGGCACACGACCAUGAGCAUGAUAUAUACUAUAAAGACUAUAGCCACGGACAGUUAUAGAGCGGAUCAGCGGAACACCACACCAAACCCCACAACACUUGAAAGCAUUUCGAUCUCACACCCAUCCCACAACCUAUCCAACAAAUCCAAACACACAGAUGAUACAGCCUGACUCAGACGGACUAGCCACUUAUCGAUCGAUCGGGUGGCGGAAAUAGAUUGUAGAAAGCUCUAUUAAUUGAAAAUCCAAUCCCCAUAAAUAGUUUAUUUUGGCUGCCCGAUUCCACAUACAACGACACAAUAGCAGGAUAUAUAUUAUAUAUGUACUUAAAUCUGAGGUCGGGAUCCCUCUACCUCUCAAACUCCCUCUUCACUUGUAGCGCUCAAAUUGUGUACAUCCAUUUGAAUACUUCUUCUGACUGCCUCUGGGGUUAUAGUUAGACAUCAACUGGGCCUUCAUAAACAAAACCACCAUACGAUAUAUUACUAUAUAUAAAUAUAAACAUAAUUAUGUUAGUUUGUAAUGUGUUAAACCCUCAGAAAUGUCUGAACAACAUUGAUAUAUUAUAAAUGGAAUAUUGUAACGUUUUGAAAGACAAUUACUUAUGUAGCACUCAGACACGGGUCUUCGUAUAUCGAAUAUCAGCAUCCACAAAACUAAUCGAGCAAUAAUAUGUAUAUAUAUCUAAGUGAAUUAGAGAAUCCUUAAGUUAGCCAUUCGCUUGAAUAUGCCGCCAACAAAAGCCAAUCAACUUUAAAGUCAAUUCAGUUGGUUUUGUUUUUCGCUUCUGUUCGCUCCACUUAGACCUAGGAUCUCUGCACAUUAUAGUGAAUUAAUCGAAGCCGACAAGGAAUGUAUUGUACUCGAAUCGCAUGAGCGGAUCCGGCGGAUAUAUAUUGUUGUAAUUGUAUGCAAAACUCUAGCCUAAUUAGUUAAAUGUUUUCGUGUCUAGUUAAAUGGUCUAAGUUAAUGUUGGAUGCCAGAACGAAGAUAUUUGCAAUUAGUAAAACGUAAAAAGCCUACUCAAUGCGAGACUUUGUUUGCGAUACUCGAAUAUUAAAGUUCAUAACUCACCAAUUGGAUAACUUCAUAUUCACGUAACCGAUAUUACCGAACAUAGAUAACAAUGAUAAAACGAUAAAAACCAAAUAUAAGUAAGCCGCAAACUGAAUUGUAUGUACUUUUUGAGCCCCGCCCAGUGAGUUAAUCAAAGUUUUAUGUCAUAGUUUUGAAAAACCUUCUGUUCGAACAACUAACAAAUAAAAUUUCCACUUUAAAGCAAGAAAAA